Melanotaenia boesemani (Boeseman's rainbowfish) is the source of this 3377-nucleotide messenger RNA. Its product is annotated as cytochrome P450 2K1-like. Gene Ontology annotation, molecular function: iron ion binding; oxidoreductase activity, acting on paired donors, with incorporation or reduction of molecular oxygen, reduced flavin or flavoprotein as one donor, and incorporation of one atom of oxygen; heme binding. Gene Ontology annotation, cellular component: intracellular membrane-bounded organelle; cytoplasm. NCBI's taxonomy places the organism in Eukaryota, Metazoa, Chordata, Actinopteri, Atheriniformes, Melanotaeniidae. Gene Ontology annotation, biological process: xenobiotic metabolic process. The transcript has 9 exons. The coding region runs from base 147 to 1652 and encodes 501 amino acids. The record is from RefSeq and is a predicted model, not a curated record.
AUCUGCACAUCUCUGCAGAUAUAAAACCAGAAGAUUUAGGUGUGACAGUCUUUAGAAAUUGUUUUCAGGGAAUACUUUAGGCUGAGAUUGAAGACAUCUACACUUUUUAAGGAGUUUACUAAGAGGAGUUUGUAAACUGUGGGAUCAUGAUUGAAGAUUUUCUGCAGUCCUCAACUUCGGUCUCCUUGUUUGGGGUCGUUGUUGGUCUGUUGGUUGUCUACCUUCUUUUGUCCAGCUUCAGCUCCCAGGAAAGGAGGGAGCCUCCAGGACCCAGACCUCUUCCUCUGCUUGGUAACCUGCUUCAGGUGGAUCUAAAGAGACUCGACCAAAGCCUUGUUGAUCUUUCCAAAAAAUAUGGACCAGUGUUCCAAGUCUACUUUGGAACGAAGAAGGUGGUGGUCCUGGCAGGUUACAGGACAGUCAAACAGGCUCUGGUAAACCAUGCUGAUGAGUUUGGAAAUAGAGAAGUCAGUCCAAUUUUCUAUGAUUUUAACAAAGAACAUGGUAUACUGUUUUCCAAUGGAGAGUCGUGGAAGGAAAUGAGGCGUUUUGCUCUGACCACGCUCAAAGAUUUUGGAAUGGGCAAGAAGAUAAGUGAAGAAAAAAUCCUCGAGGAAUCUCACUACCUGAUUAAAGAAUUUGAGCAAUUUGAAGGUAAACCUUUCAACAACACCCAGGCCAUUAACUAUGCAGCUUCAAAUGUUAUAUCAGCUCUAAUGUUUGGAAAGAGAUUUGAAUACAAAGACCCGGUCUUCCAAGCCAUGGUGGAAAGAGAUAAUGAGACUAUCCAUCUGACUGGAUCUGUUUCCAUCCUGAUAUACAACUUUUUUCCCUGGCUGGGCCCAUGCCUUAAAAACUGGAGGGUUGUGAUGAAGAAUAUAGAAGCCGGAAAGGAAGACACAAGGAAGAUAAUAGCAGACCUGAAGGAGACUCUGGACCCUAAUAUGUGCAGAUGCUAUAUUGAUGCAUUUCUGAUCCGAAAGCAAACUCUGGAGGAGUCUGACAUCAAGAAUUCCCACUACCACGAUGAUAACCUGGUCUACAGUGUGACAAACUUGUUUGCAGCUGGAACGGAUACCACAGGAACUACACUGAAGUGGUGUUUACUGUAUAUGGCAAAGUAUCCUCAUAUUCAAGACCGUGUUGUGGAAGAGCUGAGCAGGGUGGUUGGAAGUCGUCAGGUUCGAAUAGAGGACCGGAGGAACCUGCCGUUCACUGAUGCAGUUAUCCAUGAAUCACAGAGACUAGCCAACAUCGUCCCAAUGGCCAUUCCUCACACAACAAGCAAAGAUGUCACCUUUCAGGGCUACUUUAUCAAAGAGGGAACUACUGUCUUUCCUCUUCUUACUUCUGUCCUGUAUGAUGAGGGUGAAUGGGAAAGCCCUCGCACUUUCAACCCUUGUCAUUUCUUGGAUAACGACGGUAAAUGUAUCAAAAGAGAUGCCUUCAUGCCCUUCUCUGCAGGUCGCAGGGUGUGCCUUGGAGAAGGCCUGGCCAGAAUGGAGCUCUUCCUUUUCUUCACCUCCCUCCUCCAGCACUUUCGUUUUACUCCCCCACCGGGUGUCUCAGAAGAUGAACUGGAUCUGACACCAGUUGUGGGCUUCAUCCUCUCUCCUUUACCUCAGAUGCUGUGUGCCAUUAGGCGCCAGUGAGAAAGAGAGCUGAAACUUUGAACUUCUGUUGUCUUAUGCCAUCUCUUUGAGUGGGGUGCUCUGCUUUGUCCAGUCACUUCCUGCUUAUUCACCUGUUGUGACAUAUGCUAGCUACAAAUCUAAAGGUAAAAGGUUCAAGAUUAACAGGGCUUAAUUGUGCUCAUGAUCUUUCAAUCAGUCUAACUUAAUAUGCAUGUCUUUUGACUGUUGGAGGAAACUGGAGUACUCAGAGAGAACCCAUGGACUUGAACAAGCAGUGUUCUUGCUGUGAGGCUGUGAUGCUAAUCACCACACCACAGUGCAGCCCAACCUAUUGUCAUUGAUGUUCAGAUAGCUAGCCUUCGCAUCAAUCUCUCAAGCAGAAGUAUCGCGGGAAGAUGUCUCAAUGCCUCGCUUCACCGUAUGAAAAACCAUGUGAUUCUCCAAAUGAAUUAUUAUUCUCAACUGGAAAUUCUCAAUUAAUAUUAUUAAUUGGUGAUUUAUUAAAUAAACUCCAAUUUCAAUUCAUUUUCAUGACUGAAUUAUUUAACUGCUCAGUACUCUUUUCUUAUUAAGACAUUGUUAAUUAUGUAAAAAAGGAAUUAUAAUACAUAAUGCUGGUCUCUCUUGUGUCUCUUCUGGCAAAAAAAGUUAUAAACUUGGGUAGGCAGAAAAUUAUUAUUAUCCUAUUUUGUGUAUUAACUUUUACCAACAACCAGUAGGCUAUAAAUAAAAUGCACAACAAUUCUAUUGAGAGGAGAACAGGAAGUUUAUAAUAAAUUUAGCAUUAUAUGCAUUUCAAAACACAAAACAAAUGAAUAGAAACUUGUAAACAAUAAAACUGUGCACUGUAUACCAAGCCAUUUAAAUUUCUAACACUUACAAAUGUUGACUUUUUUACUUGUGAAUUACAUGUAGCCCUGGCAAUAUUAGGGCAAAGGGCAUCUGUUUCAGAUUAGAGUACGCCUUGUUACAUUACACGAGCCCUGUUUGUGCUGUAAUAUUAACACUGAAACUAACCUUGGGGCUGCACAGUGAUGUGGUGGGUAAUAGUGUCGCCUCACAACAAGUAAGUUCCUGGUUUGACUCUUGGAUGGGAUCUUCCUGUUCAGAGUUUGCAUGUUCUAUCUGUGUGUGUGUGUUCCUCUGGGUACACAGGCUUCCUUCCAAAAUCUAAAAAUUUGCAGAUGCAUGUCAGCUGGUGACUUAAUUGACUGAGUUUGAGUAUGUGUUGUCUUGUUUGACUGUGUUGGCCCUGUAUUGGACUAGUGACCUGUCCAGGGUGUACCAUGUCUCUUGCCUGGUAAAGGUUACAGCCCCCUUUGCAACCUUGAAUUGGAUUUAGUAAGUAUAAAAGAUGGGAUAGAGGGAUAUAGUGUGUGUGCAUGCAUGUAAAAGCUGAGGGUUUCUGUGUAAAAUGGGCAGAGAAAAAUGAGCAGAUAUGUACAUUUUCUAGUUGUUAACCAUAUUUUCUGACACCUGUAAUAAUCUUAGACUCAAAUAUGUUAAGCAAAUGUAACAAAACCAUUUAAACUUGAAUGAUCCAAGUUUUAUGUCUGUUUUGGAAAUUUGUGCAAUUACAUAAAAUUAAAAGAAAACUACAAACAGCAAUAUAACAGAAAUUUUUUUCAAGAUUUUAAACCAUUUUGUAGGUUCUGACAGCAUUAAAAUUCUAGUUCAGACUAAAAGUUGGGAGUAUAUCAUCCCAAGAAGACUACUGAUUUUUUUUUUUUUUUAACUCCACAG